Molecule: messenger RNA, 1227 nt
Organism: Rhinocladiella mackenziei CBS 650.93
Lineage: Eukaryota; Fungi; Ascomycota; Eurotiomycetes; Chaetothyriales; Herpotrichiellaceae
Exons: 1
Coding region: 1-1227 (408 amino acids)
Molecular function (GO): protein binding
Source: RefSeq, a predicted model, not a curated record
AUGGACUCGGCGGCCUCUUUACAUUACGAAGCAACGGAAAGCGAGCCGAUGCAAGUCGUCCAGACCGCAAGGGCCGCACUGCUCAGCUGUACCGCAUGGUUCUAUCGACACUCUGGAUCAUACAACCAAGCAGCCACCUUCCUCGAGGAGGCAAUUAGGAUCCAGAAAGCGAGGAAGGGCGUCACGGAUAUCGAAACCAUUGCCAGUAUCGAGCGACUAGCCGAAGUCCAGCGAAUCAUGGCACACUACGCGGAAGCACAGAAACUGAUCGAAGAAGCGGUCGAAGCGAAGAAGAAAAUUUUGGGGUCUCACGACCCGGGAACGCUCACGAGCAUCAGCAGCCAGGGCGUCAUCCUGCAAGCUCGGGGCCAUCAUGCAGCCGCAGCCGACGUCCACAACCAAGUCUUCGAGAGCCGACGAGCAAUUCUGGGGCUAGCCCAUCCUGACACUCUGAUGAGCAUGAGCAACCGCGCCGUCUCUCUGCGAUCUCUUGGCCAAUUCAAAGAAGCAGAAGCCCUGCAACGCACCGUCCUCCGGGAGCGAACCCUGCUCUUUGGCGAGAAUGACCCCCUGACAUUAACCAGCAAGAGCAACCUCGCCUACGUCCUGCAGUCCAACAGCCAAUACGCGGAGGCCGAAGCACUACAUCGCGAAACACUCCGCGGCCGGCAGCAGAUUCUCAACGAGAACCACCCGCAAACGCUAAUGAGUAUGCACAACCUGGCCGAGUGUCUCCGCCAACAAGACAAGGACCCCGAGCAGGUGAUCGAGCUGCACCAGGGCGUCGUAAGACAGCGGCAACUGGCCCUCGGCGCGCAACACGUGCAGACGCUCGAGAGCAUCCAGGGCUUGGGCAGGGCGAUGUGCCGGGGCGGCAAGCCUGAGGAAGGAAGGCAGCAGAUUGAAGGGGCGCUGUCCGGCUUGCAGCAAGCGCUUGAUUCAUCUCAUCCCAAGGUCAUGCUUUGCAUGGACACGCUGGCGCAGUGCUGCGAGGAAUGCGGCGAUCGUAUGGCCGCCAAAUCAUACUAUGAGCAAGCGCUUGCUGGGUAUGAGGCGAGGCUAGGGAAGAAGCACCCGACAUAUAUGGCGUGCCAUCAGAGGUACGUUGAGCUGCUGAAAAGGGCUCAAGACGUUGCUCACUGUGACAGAGCGAUAGAAAGGGAACCCAGGGUAACGUUGGCUGUAACGAGAAUCGCUAGCCCGGUCCCUGCCGGCACACUUGUAUAG